AUGGCGAGCCAGCAUGCCACAAGCAUGCCCAGCAAGGCGGCGGCGGAGAGCUCCGCCUCUGCCCUUCCGGCGACGGAGCGCGAACACGGCAGCUCGACACCGUCCGAGUGUCUGUCCAAGGAGGAGGAGGAGCACGACGCCCUCGUCGACAGCUGGCGCGGCUGGAUCGUCGUCGCAGCCUCCUCGAGUUCGCUGUUCAUGUACAUGGGCGUCAUCUACUCGUGGGGAAUACUGCAGGCGGAAAUAUCCAUGACAACAUCCGUAUCCUUGACGCACCUCACCCUCGUCGGUUCGCUGGCGACGUCCUUUAUGUGCUCGAUAUGUAUAUUUGUCGGCAAAGCCAUCCGGCGGUUUGGGUACCGCAAGGUAGCCCUGACCGGAGCCGUGCUGUUGGGACUCGGCGAGCUUCUUUCGAGUUGGGCCGUUGGCAACCUGCCUCUCCUUUUCCUCACUCACGGAAUGCUCUUUGGCGUCGGCGGAGGGUUGACAAUAUUGCCGUGCUCGACGGCGCCCCUGAAAUGGUUCAUCAAGCGUCGGGGGCUUGCAACAGGCGUCGUGUUCGGCGGCGGCAGCCUGGGUGCGGCUGUCAUGGGAGUCGCGACAAACGAGCUCGUCCGGAGGGUCGGCGUGCCAUGGACCUUUCGCAUCCUGGCCAUUCUCCUGUGGGCUGUCUGUCUUCCCGCGGCCUGCUGCAUCCGGCAGCCACGUUCUUCGGCCAGCUCGAUUCCCAAGCUGCAAUGGUAUCGCUGGAAGGACGUCGAGUUCCGCGUCAUGCUUGUCGGAUCCGCCAUCGCCUGCUUCCCUCUCUUCAUUCCGCCAUACUUCAUCCCCAUAUUCGCUCGCUCCAUCAGUCACUCGUCCAUGACCGGCAUCAUCGCACUGUCCGUCUGGAACGUUGCCUCGACCGCCGGCCGCGUCUUUGCCGGGUUUGCCGCCGACUCCUUCCUCGGCCCCAUCAACAGCUUGAUCAUUUCCCUCUUUCUCUGCGGUGCGAGCGCGCUGGCAAUCUGGCCCUUUUCCUCCAGCAUCGGCAUCUUGUCCGUGUUUGCCGUCAUCAACGGCAUCGGAUGCGGCUCCUUCUUCAGCCUCUUUCCCACCUGCGUCGGAGCCGUGUUUGGACCUCACAACACCAUGGGUGUGCUUCCCAUAAUGUGGGGGAGUUGGUUCUUCGGGUUUUUCUUCGGCACGCCCAUCGCAUCCCGCAUGUACGCGCUCGCAGGAAACGCCGCCGACAUCGGCGAGUACAGACCGGCAGCGUACUAUGCCGGCGCCGCGUCCAUGGUGGGCAUGGCAUUCAUCGUUGCACUUCGUAUCAUGCGUGCCAAGACGCUGUUUGCACGAGUCUAA
Molecule: messenger RNA, 1347 nt
Organism: Drechmeria coniospora
Lineage: Eukaryota; Fungi; Ascomycota; Sordariomycetes; Hypocreales; Ophiocordycipitaceae
Product: monocarboxylate transporter
Exons: 4
Coding region: 1-1347 (448 amino acids)
Biological process (GO): transmembrane transport
Cellular component (GO): fungal-type vacuole membrane
Molecular function (GO): transmembrane transporter activity
Source: RefSeq, a predicted model, not a curated record